AUGGCCGACCAGAGUACUGCUCUCUGCGGCGUGCCAGCAGCUUUUGUGGCAUUAUCCAGCAUUUCAGUCGCCCUUCGGUGUUAUGUGCGGCUGCGUAUUGUCAAGGCCUUUGGCUGGGAUGAUUUUGUCAUGAUACUUGCACUGUUAUUAUACAUCAUGCUCUGUGGGUGUAUGAUCGGCGCCUAUGUCUGGGGCACAGGGAAGAAUCUGUCAGAGUUGACUCGCAAACAGCGAAGCAACGCCAUGGCAUACUGGUUCUUCGGUGAUAUAUUUUACGCCAUCUCAUCAAUCCUGGCCAAAACAUCCGUGUGCAUAUCUCUUCUCCGUGUGAUGGUGUCCCCAUUGCAUAGGAGGGUGUUGUACGGAGCAACGGCACUCGCAGUCACCAGCGGUGUCGUUUUUUUCAUCCUUAUGGUGGUACAAUGCUCGCCCGUCUCUUUCUGGUGGACACAGAUCGAGGGUGAUACGGAUGGGAAGUGUAGCGCGGUCAACACUAUUGGGAUUAUGCUGUAUGUCUUCAGCGUGACAUCCGCCGUAUUCGAUAUGACUGUAGGCGUACUGCCUAUUAUCCUUGUGCGUGGCCUGCAGAUGAAUCGAAAGACGAAGAUUGCUGCGGCGAGCCUUCUGGGACUUGCGUGCAUUGCGAGUGUCGCCAUCAUCAUCCGAAUCCCCUUUAUCACGAAAAUGCACAAUCGGGGCUUCCUAUACUCAGCCAUCCCAAUAGCAAUCUGGUCCUCCAUCGAAAUCGGUUUCUCAAUAACAGCCGGCUCCCUCGCAACCCUCCGGCCCCUCUUCCGCACCUUCACCAGCCGUUCCUCCACCAAAUACAGCCCCUUCGCCAACGGUCCCUUGAACCCCAGUAUCUCCAGAAGGCCCCGCAAGUCCAGGUCCAAUGGUAUCAAUCUCAUAGCAGAGCCGCUCACCCUUGUCACUUUUGACAGCGGCCUCGGGCUCAGACGAAACAGGAGUCUCUCAGCACUAUCCCGCCAUAGCAAUAGCAUUGAUAGAGAGCGUCUUGGGGGCCCAAGUGGGAGCAUCUUCGCGCCGUUUACUGGUAUACCGAUGACCAACAUGCGCUCGACAGUUGAUAUUGAGGGGGGCGAAGCUAGCGGGAUCGAGGAUCCUGAGCGGGAUGCGACGCCUGGUUCGCGGAUUGGUAUUCAUAGGACAUUUGAGGUUUCAAGAAGUAGUGCAUGA
This is a messenger RNA of Aspergillus puulaauensis, 1197 nucleotides long. Its product is annotated as putative PTH11-like integral membrane protein. Bases 1 to 1197 code for a protein of 398 amino acids. The transcript is spliced from 6 exons. The record is from RefSeq and is a predicted model, not a curated record. NCBI's taxonomy places the organism in Eukaryota, Fungi, Ascomycota, Eurotiomycetes, Eurotiales, Aspergillaceae.